Molecule: messenger RNA, 1977 nt
Organism: Australozyma saopauloensis
Lineage: Eukaryota; Fungi; Ascomycota; Pichiomycetes; Serinales; Metschnikowiaceae
Exons: 1
Coding region: 1-1977 (658 amino acids)
Biological process (GO): amino acid transmembrane transport
Cellular component (GO): vacuolar membrane
Molecular function (GO): L-tyrosine transmembrane transporter activity
Source: RefSeq, a predicted model, not a curated record
AUGUCCUAUAAGCAAUCCUUCUCGGAGGCCUUUCUGUCCUCGUCGAUCCAAAAUCUGCCCCGAAACCACCAUUUCCUCAAAACACCACUGAUUAAUUCGUCGUAUCUGCCGCUGGUGCAUGGUUCUGUUGCUGUUUCCCCCGCCCCGGAUAUUCUGGGUACGUCUGUUGCCGAAGGUAUGCGUCAGAUGACCCGAUCGGAUUCGGUGACGACUUCCAUCACUUACGAUGAGCAGAUCUCCAGCAUGGGCAACGCCGGUGCUGGAUUCGUAGAUUACAAGACCGUCACCAAGCACUUGGGUAAGCCCCAGGAGACACUCAAGAUGCAAGGUGGAGAUGUUGCAAGACACAUGUACCAUCAGUUGGAGAACGCAGCCAAACUGUCGCAAGAUGGACGGGACCUCCGUCGCGCGCGGCUGCUGUCGUUCUCGGACUAUCUCCUGGCUCUGCGACGCGAGUCGACGGCGAGCGAUAUCAAUGUUCCUGGUGGGUUCCGGCGUGAGUUUUUGAUCAACAAGUCCGUGCAACAGAACAGGGCGCCGCCAAACUUCUUGACGCGCAACUUCAUGGAGUUCUUGACCAUUUACGGCCAUUUUGCUGGUGAAGACUUCGACGACGAUGAGUCUGAUGAAGACUCCGAGCUGACAUACGAGGAUGUAUUCGAUGAGGAAUCUCAACUCCUUCAUGAACGUAGACGCCAGGGCGGCAGACUGUCAAGAAAGAAGGCCGAGCCACCCAAGGGAACCGCGAGCGAGCUCAAGACGUUUUUCUUGUUGUUCAAAGCUCUCGUGGGCUCUGGUGUAUUGUUCUUGCCUCGUGCCUUUUGCAACGGAGGUUUAUUGUUCUCUACGCUUACUCUCUCUGGCUUUGGUGUGUUGACUUACUUGUGUUACAUCGUCCUUAUUCACAGCAAGAGCAUCUUCAAUAAGAGCUCUUUCGGUGAGUUGGGUUAUCUUACCUACGGAAAGCCUCUCAAGUACUCGAUUAUGGUUUCGAUUAUCAUCUCUCAAAUUGGUUUCGUGGCUACUUAUAUCUUGUUUACCGCAGAAAACAUGAAUGCAUUCAUGAAGCAAGUUUUUGAUGUCACGGUCGCCAAAGGCUACAUUGUCUUUAUUCAAUGCUGCCUUCUCAUCCCACUAGUUCUCAUCAGAGACCUCACUAAGUUGUCAUUCACCUCAUUCAUCUCUUCGGUCUUCAUUCUUCUGGGACUCGUGAUCAUUUUUUACUACGCUGGCAUCCAACUUUACACCGAAGGAGUUGGUCCCAACAUUGAACAAUUCAAUGCCUCAACCUGGCCAAUGCUUAUUGGUGUUGCAGUCACGGCCUUUGAAGGUAUUGGAUUGAUUCUUCCAAUUCAAGCAUCCAUGGAGCGCCCCGAAAACUUCCCAAGAGUCUUGUUAGUCAGCAUGGUAGUCAUCACAACUCUUUUCGUUCUGAUUGGUGUUGUCGGUUACUCGGCUUUUGGAGAAAACGUGCGCUCCAUUAUUAUUUUGAACUUGGAUCAAUCCAACAUGGCAGUUCAGCUGAUUCUAGUGCUCUACUCGGUUGCUGUGUUCUUGACUGGACCUUUGCAGCUCUUUCCAGCUAUUAGAAUCGGAGAGUCGGUCAUUUUUAACUCCUCACUAUUUGUUAAAAAGAGUGAAAGAAACAACACCGAAGAGGGCAGAUUGUAUCAGACGUCUGGUAAGUACAACCCUCAUAUCAAAUGGAUGAAGAACUUUUUCCGUGCCGUCUUUGUUGUGGUUAUUUCCUUGUUAGCAUACUUGAAUUCUAACAACAUCGAUAAGUUUGUGAGUUUGAACGGAUGUUUUGCAUGUAUACCUCUUGUGUAUAUUUACCCACCUUUGAUUCACUUGAAGACCUACGAGAGGAAGCCUGACCAGUCCAAAAUUCUUCAUGGACUCGAUUACAUGAUGAUUGUCGUCGGUGUCAUGGCUGUCGUUUACACGACAUUCCAAAUCUUGUUUCAAGUGGACUAA